Molecule: messenger RNA, 1539 nt
Organism: Pseudopodoces humilis (Tibetan ground-tit)
Lineage: Eukaryota; Metazoa; Chordata; Aves; Passeriformes; Paridae
Source: RefSeq, a predicted model, not a curated record
AUGGGUGACUGGAGCUUUCUGGGGAGACUGUUAGAGAAUGCGCAGGAGCACUCCACGGUCAUUGGCAAGGUUUGGCUGACGGUACUGUUUAUCUUCAGGAUCCUGGUGCUGGGGGCUGCUGCUGAGGAGGUCUGGGGAGACGAGCAGUCGGACUUUACAUGCAACACUCAGCAACCUGGUUGCGAAAAUGUUUGCUAUGACAAAGCCUUCCCCAUUUCUCACAUCCGCUUCUGGGUGCUGCAGAUCAUUUUUGUCUCCACUCCGACCCUCAUCUACCUGGGCCAUGUCCUGCACAUUGUACGCAUGGAGGAGAAGAGGAAAGAGAAGGAGGAGCUGAAAAAGAAGGGAAGCAGCAAAGACGGCAACUACCCAGUAGCAGCAACAUCUGGCAGUGGUGGUGGAGGAGGCAGCAACAACAUCAAAGAUCAAUCUAUUGUCAAAAGGGGGAAAGAGAAGCUCCCAAUCCGUGAUGAACGUGGUAGAAUCCGUAUGGGGGGUGCCUUGCUCCGUACCUAUGUCUUCAAUAUAAUUUUCAAGACACUGUUCGAGGUGGGCUUCAUUGUUGGCCAGUACUUCCUAUACGGCUUCGAGCUAAAGCCAGUCUACCAGUGCAGCCGCUCACCUUGUCCACACACUGUGGACUGCUUCAUCUCGAGGCCCACUGAGAAGACCAUCUUCAUCAUCUUCAUGUUGGUGGUGGCCUCAGUCUCCCUGCUGCUGAACAUGCUUGAGAUAUAUCACUUGGGGUGGAAGAAGCUUAAGCAGGGCAUGACGAGCCAGUACAUCCUAGAGAUGCCUGUCGCAACAAUGACACCAGUUAUGGUAACGGGGGAGUCCAAACCUGUUUCCCUGCCGCCGCCAGCACCACCUGUGGUGGUCACGACUGCCACGCCGGCCCCUGUUCUGCCUGACACCCGCGCUGUCACACCACUGCUGGCCCCGGUGACCAUGGCAUCAUACUAUGCUACAGCUGCUCCAAGACCACGGCCCCCCUCCAACACGACGUCCAUGGCAAGCUACCCUGCUGUUCCACAGGUUCCUGAGGAGAGGCACCGUGCUGUGACUCCCACACCCAUCUCCACUCCCGUCACCAUCCCGACCCCCAUCCCCACGCCCACGCCAGCCGUCAUCAACUACUUCAACAGCAGCAGCCGUGCCCUGACAUCCGAGCAGAACUGGGUCAACGUGGCAGCUGAGCACCAGGGGAAGGUUUCCUCCAGCUCAGCAGGCUCCUCAACCCCCAGCAGCGUCCGGCAUCCCCUUCCUGAGCAGGAGGAGCCACUGGAGCAGCUACUCCCACCCCCAGCUGUGCUGCCCAUUGCCGCAGCCAACAGCGGCAGCAGCACCAGCCUGAGCGGGGCGAGCGGCAGCAGGUGGGAUGUGGAGGGCGAGGUGGAGCUGUCGAGGCCGCGGCCCAUCUCGGCUGCCUGCACCACAGUGGAGAUGCACGAGCCACCGCUGCUCGUAGACACGCGGCGCUUGAGCAGGGCCAGUAAGUCGAGCAGCUGCAGAGCCCGGUCAGACGACCUGGCCGUGUAA